AUGAGGAGGCUGCUCCUCUGCCUUCUGGCCCUCAUCCCAAUCUGGACGAUGCAUGGCCAGGAGGACAAUUGCAAAGGUCUUUGCGGCAGGCGCCCCUUGGCACCCAGCCACUCCCUCCCCGUUGUGGGAGGCAUCGACACUAUGCCAGGCACCUGGCCCUGGAUGGUCAGCAUCCGGACCCCGUUCAAGUCUGGCUACCAACACACCUGUGGAGGGUCGCUCAUUGGCACCAGGUGGAUCCUCACGGCAGCCCACUGCUUCAAAGACAUAAGGCACCUGACCAAUUGGGAACUGGUGUUCGGCACGAACAAACUGUCCCACCCAGGCCCUGAUGCAGAGGUCCGCUUCCCCAAGAGGGUGGUGCAGCACGAGAACUACCAGCCUCGCCAGCAGAUCAAUGACAUUGCCCUGGUAGAAUUGGAUGACCCCGUGAAGUGCACCGACUACAUCCAGCCCGCCUGCUUUCCAGACAGUUCGGUGGACGUCUCCAGCAUGGUCCAUUGCUACAUUGCUGGGUGGGGCUACACGCGGGAGAAAGACAAGUCUCCAUCAGAUGUCUUGAAGGAGGCCAAGGUGGACCUCAUCCCCACAGAGAAGUGCAACAGCAGCAACUGGUAUUACGGAAGCAUCUCCGCCAGUAACUUGUGUGCUGGAUUUGAAGGAGGAGGCAUUGACACUUGCCAGGGUGACAGCGGAGGGCCUCUGAUGUGUAGGGAAAACCGGUCCGAACGCUACUGGAUUGUGGGAGUGACUGCCUGGGGACUGGGCUGUGCCAGGGCUCAGAAACCUGGAGUCUACACUUCUACCCAGAACUUCUACGACUGGAUCCUAGGCUACACAAAAGAAAAGGCUACCCAUGAGAAGGUGGUGUUGCAGGUGCUCCCAGGGACAACACCAUCAACCACAUCUAGUCCAUCGACAACUAAACCGACAACGUCCACAGAAGAAACAAGCCCACCUCCACCCGAACAAACUCCAAGGAAGCAAGAAAUAUCUUUCCAAACCCAGUCAACCUCCAAAACAGAGACAACAUCCCUACAGCGAAAUCCAUGGCCUUACUUACAAACAGAAAAUACUACUGGUUCUUUGAUGACCACUUCAACAACCACUGUUACUACCACUGAAACCACCACCGAGGCCACUAUGGAAACCAUCCCCGAAGACACCACCAAAGAAAUCAUUGAAACUACCACUGAAGCCACCACUGAAAGUAGUACAACCAGCACCACUCCCACCACCACCAAAGCUCCUCAGCCACAAGUCCCACCUCCCAAGCCCAAACGACACAAGACAAUUACGCUGGGCUCCUACUAUGGCUACAGUGGGAAUCUAAACUGGCCCAAACAUUGGCCUUUCAGACACCCACAAUCUUGA
Messenger RNA from Ahaetulla prasina, 1374 nucleotides. Its product is annotated as acrosin-like. The transcript has 5 exons. Gene Ontology annotation, molecular function: serine-type endopeptidase activity. Gene Ontology annotation, biological process: acrosome reaction; proteolysis. NCBI's taxonomy places the organism in Eukaryota, Metazoa, Chordata, Lepidosauria, Squamata, Colubridae. Bases 1 to 1374 code for a protein of 457 amino acids. The record is from RefSeq and is a predicted model, not a curated record.